AAAAGAUAAUAAACAAACUAAAUGGAAUUAUUGAAUUGUUGCAGCGACUGUUACAUGAGUCAUCACUGGACAUGAUUGAUAUUUAGCAAAACAAAGAAUCUGAGAAGUGUAUUCGAGUUUUAAUCGAAAAGUGGUUUGUUACUCACUGUUCUGACUGAAUCUCGCAUUAAGUUUUUUUGGCUCAAAUUGUUAUUAGAAUGUUCUAACCCACGGUAUUAUUGAAUAAUAUAAAGGUUUACCACCGAAUCUUUCUGGGAAUCGCUGUGAUUAGCAGUUGAUUAUGUGUGAAAAAUGAAUACGCCAGUACCAGCUCCACGUUUGGGUGGAGAAGUGAAGAAGCCGAUUCCUGCUCCAAGAACGAAAAUAAUGCCGAUGUCUAGCCAAAAGUCGGAUGAAUCUUCUUCAUCAAAAUCAUCCGAAGAAAACGUAAAAACUUUGUCUAGAACGGCAAGGCGUGUUAAAUCUUUUAGUUAUGCAUCUAAGCAGAUAGCAGGAGAAUUUGGAGGCUUAGUUCAAAAUAAGAUCGAAAGUACAAGGCAAAGUGUUAGAAGAUUAACAAGAACGUUCAGUAUUUCAAGUCAUCCUGAAGAAAGUGAAUCUGAAAAUGCAACCAGUGAAGAAAAAGAGGACAACAAUUUAGAUAUUUUCAAUUCAAUUAGAUUUGAUUCACCUAUUGUGCCAGCUAAAUCACCAGAAUAUACAAAUUGGGAGCCACCAAGAAAACGAGCCGAUGAAGUAUUGGGAGAACAUUUGUUCAAUUUAGCACCUCCUUCUUACCCACCUCCUUCUCUACCUGAUGAUUCACUAUACAAUGAAUUACCAGCAGUGCCUUCACCUGUUUCCACAGUACCUAGAAAACCAGUAUCUAUAGAGGAAACAUGCAAUAAGGAUAUUUAUGAAAGUGUUUAUCCUUUCAAAAGAAAUAAUCCAAACAAUGAAAGCAAGGAUUCUGCUUCUGUUUGUACAGAAGAUACUUCCCUCACACUAGAAACUAGCAGCGAGUUGAGUAGAUCUAGCUCUUGGAAAUUCUAUGAUUCAGUUGGUCAUUUGAAGCAAGAAGUUGAAGAAAAACUAACACUCACUCCAAUAAAAGUAGAGGAAUGUUCGAGACAACAACCAGAAAUAGACAGGAAUUCAAAUUUUAGUGUUGAUGUGAGGAAUUCGAUAUAUGAAAACUUUGUAUUGCCUAGACCUUCCCAAAGUAUAAUAUUUCAGUUUGAUCCUUUGCUGAAUGCAAGCUAUGCUGAUACAGAUGGCAAAAUAGAAGACUACAAAAUGCUGGAGGAGAUCCUUCAAGAGGAUCUUUAUGGCAACAUUUCCGCACACAGGACCAUUGACACCUGGAGCAUAUCAGAUUCGGAAGCUGAAGAAUUUGCCAACCCACCUUCGCCCCCCGUCAGAUUCGAUUCUCUCCAAGAGGAACCAGUGGCGUCAAACGCUAAAGAUGAAAGAUUGCGACCUGCUCCCGCACCUUCUGCGCUGAACCAUUUGAAGAAUGGCGGUGAGAGGAAGAGCUGGUUGAAGCAUGUCAAAGAUGUUGUUAUUGCUUCUUCCGAAAUUAUUAAAGGAAAACAUAAAGAAGGCUUAGUUCAAAGACCAAUGGUCAACAUGAAAAACUCUGCUUACAAAAAAGGGAUGCUUUACAAAGUACAAAAUGGACCUGUAGAAGAUCUAUUUGGAGAAUACAGCGGCAGAUGGUGUAUGCUAGAGAACGGCGUAUUUGUUUGUUACUCCAAUAAUUCUUGCGAAAAUAUAAAGGAACAUUUCCCUAUUGAUACAAUACUUAGUGUUGAAACUGUCAAACACCCUAAACUAAAAUUGAAGUCAGAUAAUUAUGAAUUACAUUGUUUCAAAAUAAACGCAUCAGGAAAAACCAGAGGGAGCCAUGUGUAUGGUUCAAGAAAUCUUUCUGAUAGAAGGUUAUGGAUGCAAACUAUAGCAGAGAGUCUCACUACCCGUUUUGGUACAAAGAUAACUUCAGAUUACACCAGAAUGGGUUGGACUUACGUGAGAGAAGGGGUGACUAGUAAGUGGAUGGGUGCUUGGCUCAUUCUUUCUGGAAGGAAUUUGAUGUACGCUGUAGAUGGCCAGCCCGUUAAAAAUUUAGAUUUAAGAAAAGCUAGAUGUAUUGCCUUGCAAGGGUACGAAGAUACGGAUCAAAAUCCGCAAACAAGUGACAAUAAAGGACCAAAUAUGUUAGUAGAUGCCUGCAAUUCUGUUGUAUACAUGAGGAUGUGGACCACCAGAGAAACAAAAAUUUGGUGCCAUUUGAUUCGAAUUGCCUCCUAUAAUAAUGGAGCAUGUCUACAUGAACAGCAACUGACUAAAAACGAUGUACCUGUAAUUGUGGAAAAAUGCAUCAAUUUUAUCUAUUUACAUGGGAGUAUGUCAAAAGGAAUUUAUAGGCAAUCCGGUGUUGGAUCUUUAGUUUCUGAGUUGUUGGCGAAAUUUGCUGAAAACGCUUGGGCAGUUCAAAUAACACAUGACAAGUUCAGCGAACAUGAUGUUGCAACUGCUUUAAAACGAUUUUUCAGAGAUUUACCUGAACCUUUAUUGGAAAUAUCCCAGAGGCAGUAUUUUUAUCAAGUUUCAUUGGUCAAAAAUCAAGAAGACCAAAUAAGAAUGUACAAAGCAGCUCUAGAUAAUCUACCAUCAAUUUCGUACAACACAGCAAAAAAACUUCUUGGACAUCUGCAUUUUAUAAGUAGCCAGUGUUCGAAAAAUUAUAUGAAUGUUGUUAAUCUUGCUGCGAUCUGGGGACCAACAUUAAUGCAUUUCGAGAAUGACAGUUCAAAUCCUACUCCAUCUGGAGCACACCAACAAGAUGUCAUGGUGGUGGCAGAUCUGAUAUCCCUCUAUAAGCACAUAUUUCCUGAAGAUCCAUCCGAAAUGGAACAAGAAAAAGUUAUGCUUCAGGUAUUGGAGAAACAUAUACAAUCGCCCCAAGGAACUGUGUCUAAAAAUGCUGGAGACUUUCGUUUGUGGAUAUAUCUAGGAGAUAAAGAAGGUCAAACUUUCAAUGUUGCAAUAGGACCCAACAAAACAGCCCUUGAAGUUUGUAAUGAACUCAGCUCGAAAGUGAACCUACAAGUCUACGAGAUAAUUCUUGAAGAAGUCGUAGUUGACGGUCAUUUGACAAGACCUAUUCAUCAUUCUGAAAAGAUUUUAGAAGUUGUUUUGAACUGGGGCUACUGGGAUGAAGGCGAUCGGAAAGAUAACUACAUUGUUAUCAGUAAUUUGGCGAAAUACGCCGAUUUUCUUGACACGAAAACACUUCUGAUAUCCGGCGAAAUGAAGUACGCUGAUUCCAAAACGAAAAAUCUCAAAAAUUUCACUUUUGAAUUUUCUAAUGGACGUCUGAGUUGCUGUAAAGACAAAACUUGUGAUAUAAAAUUAUCUUCGUGGAACAUCGAAGAUAUUUGUUGGUAUUGGGGUCAUGAACCUAAAAGAAAUCCUCAAUCAAAAUGGACUAUCACGUUUUUUCCCAAAACAGAAGUGCCUAAAAGAAGUAGAAAUCAGCCGUUUUUCGGUAAUAUCAUUGUUUGGCCAGAUGUCCAAGCAAGAGCCAAUUGGAUAGCUAUAAUGCUGAAAACAUUGUACCCAGAUGGUAUAACACAGCCUAUUCAUGUGAAUUUGUCUUCCUAAAAUGUGAUUUUAUUCCAGAUUUAGAAUUCGUAAUUUUAUAAGAGAGUUUUAUUUAUACACAUAUAUUUUUUAAGUAAUUUUAUAGAAAUUAAGAAUUUUAUAUAAAUUAAGAAAUGAAUUAAUUAUAGAUGAGUAAUUUUCAGAGAUGUAUAAUUUCAUAAGUGAACUUGCCAAAAUAUCCAUGUUUGUUUUAGUGAAAGUAGACACUUUUUUAUUAAUUAUACAAAUAAUGAAAUAAUUUAAUUGUUUGUCUACAUCAGAUCAUAUUGAAUAUUCGAAAUAAUUGUAACAAUUGAUUUCAAUCUAUGUCAUGUACUGAAAAUGAAGAAAAUUCAGGUAUUUUUAUACUGAUAUUCGAGUAAGAAAUAAAGUACGAAAUUCAA
Molecule: messenger RNA, 4028 nt
Organism: Coccinella septempunctata (seven-spotted ladybird)
Lineage: Eukaryota; Metazoa; Arthropoda; Insecta; Coleoptera; Coccinellidae
Gene: RhoGAP15B
Product: arf-GAP with Rho-GAP domain, ANK repeat and PH domain-containing protein 1
Exons: 12
Coding region: 292-3645 (1117 amino acids)
Biological process (GO): signal transduction
Source: RefSeq, a predicted model, not a curated record